AAUUUACACCUUCUCAUUUCCCAUUUCCACAAACACCCUCCUCAAGGUUCAAAAGUAAAUUGUCGUAAGAAGACGAAGACAGCAUGGAAGAUAUUUGAAGAGAAAGAAACGAAACAAAACAUUCCGAUUAGCGGCAAAUAACAAACCCCAAACAAACUCUAACCAUGAAAUCUCAUCUUUUUAACAUCAUUUUUCAUCGAAAUCUACGUUCUGUAACUAAUUUUCCCACUUUACAGCAUCAUUCUUCAUCUGCUCAACUGAAUUUUCUGCUUAAACCGCCAUAGCCAAAAACUUCAACCUCACAUUAUCGCUCUAAUGUCUUCACUAUAUAACCCCAUUGCUCUUGCUUCUAGUUUCCAUCACCAUUAUCCUAAUCUUCGUUUUCUACCCUUUAAUUUCAAUUUUAUUACCAAAUUACCCGUUUCUAAUUCCUUUGCUAUUGGGUCUAGUUCUAGAAGCUUCCAUUCAUCGCCAUUGAAGAAGGAUUCUUCUUGCUUUUGUUGUUCCAUGGCUGUCGAAGUUGGUUCUGCUUCUUCUGUUUCUCAGAGUGAAUUGCAAGGAAGUUUGAAUAGUUGUAGAGCGUAUUGGCCUAGCAAGUAUACAUUUGCCUGGAAUGUUGAUAUUGGUAAUGGUUCAUAUUACUUAUUUGCAAGUAAAACUGCUGCCCUAAAGUUUACAGAUGCUGGGAUAGAAGGAUACGACGUGAAAAUCAAGCUUGACAAGGACCAAGGGGGAUUGCCAGCAAAUGUCACUGAAAAAUUUCCUCAUAUUAGAGGUUACUCGGCCUUUAAAGCUCCAGCCACACUGGAUGUUGAUAGUCUGCUGAAGUGUCAACUUGCAGUUGCUGCUUUCAGUGCUGACGGGGCUUGCAGAAAUGCUACUGGUUUGCAGUUGCCUGGCGUUAUUGAUGAGUUGUAUUCAUAUGAUGGCCCUCUGGGUGCUGUUUUCUCAGAAAACACCAUAUCACUGUACCUAUGGGCUCCUACUGCUCAAGCUGUUUCUGCCAGCAUAUUUAAGGAUCCAUCAGGUGGUGAACCAUUACAAACCGUCCAGCUUAUAGAGUCAAAUGGUGUUUGGAGCGCUGUGGGGCCAAGAACCUGGGAGGGGUGUUAUUAUGUUUAUGAAAUCACUGUCUAUCACCAUAGCACCUUGAGAAUUGAAAAAAGCUUUGCUAUUGAUCCAUAUGCCAGAGGGAUUUCAGCUGAUGUAAAGCGAACAUUAUUGGCUGACUUAAGCUCUGAAACUCUAAAGCCUGAAGGAUGGGAAAAUCUUGCUGAUGAAAAACCUCAUCUUCUUUCUCCAUCUGACAUCAGUCUCUAUGAGCUGCAUAUAAGAGAUUUCAGUGCUUAUGACCUCACUGUGCACCCUGACCUUCGUGGUGGAUAUCUUGCUUUCACUUCACAGGACUCAGCUGGUGUUAAUCAUUUGGAAAAGUUAUCUGCUGCUGGUCUUACUCACGUUCAUCUGCUGCCAAGCUUCCAGUUUGCUGAAGUUGAUGAUGACAAAAAGAAGUGGAAAUUUGUUGAUACUAAGAGGUUUGAAACACUACCACCUGAUUCAGAAGAGCAACAAGCUCAAAUAACUGCCAUCCGAGAUGAAGAUGGAUAUAACUGGGGGUAUAAUCCUGUUUUGUGGGGAACUCCUAAGGGAAGCUAUGCAACAGAUCCAAAUGGUCCAUGCCGUAUAAUUGAGUUCAGAAAGAUGGUCCAGGCGCUAAAUCGUAUUGGUCUUCGCGUAGUUUUGGAUGUUGUUUAUAACCAUUUAAAUAGCAGUGGGCCCUCCGAUGAUAAUUCUGUCCUGGACAAGAUUGUUCCAGGUUACUACUUAAGAAGAGAUAAUGAUGGUGCUAUUGAAAAUAGCACAUGUGUGAAUGACACAGCUAGCGAGCAUUUUAUGGUUGAACGCCUGAUUUUGGAUGAUCUAAAACAUUGGGCGGUGAAUUAUAAGGUUGAUGGUUUCAGAUUUGAUCUUAUGGGCCACAUAAUGAAACAUACGAUGGUGAAAGCGACAAAUAUGCUCCAAGGCCUGUCAAAAAACAUAGAUGGUGUAGAGGGUUCAAGCAUUUAUUUAUAUGGUGAAGGAUGGGACUUUGGCGAGGUGGCAAAUAAUGCACGUGGAGUAAAUGCAUCUCAACUGAAUCUUGGAGGAACAGGAAUUGGAAGUUUUAAUGAUCGGAUUCGAGAUGCAGUGCUUGGUGGGGGGCCUUUUGGUCCCCCUCUUCAGCAAGGUUACGUGACUGGUUUAUCUUUACAGCCUAAUGAUCAUGACCAUAGCGGUAAAGCCAAUGCAGACCGUAUGCUUGCUGUGGCAAAAGAUCAUAUCCAGGUUGGGAUGGCUGGAAACUUGAGAGACUACAUUCUGACAAACUGUGAUGGAAAACAGGUAAAAGGCUCAGAAGUUUAUACCUAUGGGGGAACGCCGGUUGGGUAUGCUAUGCAGCCGAUAGAAACUAUCAACUAUGUCUCAGCUCAUGACAACGAAACUCUUUUCGAUAUUGUCAGUUUGAAGACUCCUACCUACAUUACGGUGGAUGAGAGAUGUAGGGUAAAUCAUUUAGCUACGAGUAUUCUAGCACUUUCCCAGGGAAUACCCUUUUUCCAUGCUGGUGAUGAGUUGCUACGUUCAAAGUCCCUUGACCGUGAUUCUUAUAACUCUGGUGAUUGGUUUAACAGAUUAGACUUCAGCUAUAACUCCAACAAUUGGGGUGUUGGUCUCCCUCCCAAGGAUCACAAUGAGAGCAAUUGGCCAUUAAUCAAGAAAAGAUUGGCAAACCCGUCCUACAAGCCUGACAAGAAUCACAUUAUUGCUGCUGUUGAAAAUUUCACCAAUUUGUUGCAAAUUAGAUACUCUUCUCCACUAUUCCGUUUAAGAAGUGCAAAGGAUAUUGAGGAUCGAGUACGAUUCCACAAUAAUGUUCCAUCUUGGAUUCCUGGGCUUAUAGCUAUGAGCAUUGAAGAUGGUCAUGCGGGAGCCCCUGGCUUGUCACAGAUAGAUCCCAAGUUCCAGUACAUUGUUGUAAUAAUCAAUGUUCAGCCUACUGAAACCAAAUUUGUUAACCCAGAUCUGCGAGCUAAAUCCCUACAGCUGCAUCCAGUACAGUCAACAUCAGGGGACACGGUUGUUAAGGAAUCAAAGUAUGAGCCUUCUACUGGAUGCUUUACUAUACCUCCUAAAUCAACUGCAGUGUUCGUUGAGCCACGGCAUGUUUAAGCUGAAGUUGAAGGGUCUGUCCAAGACGGCGACCGCAUGUGGUUGUCAGUAAGUGGAGUUACUUUCUGCAUAUUACACGGUUCAAUACAAAUAAAUAACGUCUGCUACCGCAGCGAGCUGAGGUCUCACAGAAUAAGUUACAAAAAAGUUAGCAGUUAUAUUUCAUAAGUUCAUAGUUCAGCUGAAUAAGAACCACCAAAAUCUUACGUUGUACUUGUAGCAGUGCUUUUGUCACGCAUAAAUAAUCAGUUGCUUGUUAACCAUACAUCCGAUAUGAAUGAAUAAUUUUUUUUUUUUUGUUGCUGUUUCUACACUUUUGCCAAUAAAAGCUCGUGCCUUGACUU
Molecule: messenger RNA, 3554 nt
Organism: Spinacia oleracea (spinach)
Lineage: Eukaryota; Viridiplantae; Streptophyta; Magnoliopsida; Caryophyllales; Amaranthaceae
Product: pullulanase 1, chloroplastic
Exons: 28
Coding region: 316-3210 (964 amino acids)
Biological process (GO): carbohydrate metabolic process
Molecular function (GO): pullulanase activity
Source: RefSeq, a predicted model, not a curated record